CAGCUAGUAGUAAUAAGAAAAUAGAGAAACGGGAAUAAUCAGUAAAAGUUGUCGGGGAAAUGGGAUUCUCAAUAUCAUUUUCUACUUCCACGCCCAUUAUUAACGUAUCUAAAUUAAAGCUACUUUUCUUCACUCUUGCCCCUUUUUCCUUGAAUUCGUUGGGUAUUUAAUCUGAUUGUUGAUUUCAGAGAGCUAGCGAGAAACAAAACUAAAUAGAAGAUGAAGGAUUGGGCAGCUCCGAUCAUAGCAACGGCGUUAUUCGGAUUUCUAUGUCCAGGACUAAUAUUUCAAAUGCCAGGGAAGCAUAGGCCAGUCGAUUUCAUGAAUAUGAAGACUAGUAUCGUUUCUAUGUUGCUUCACACUGUCUUCUUUGGUUUGUUUCUUAUGCUUUUCCUUGUCAUUCUCAAUAUACAUCUAUAUGCUUAAUUAAUCCAUCUUAGGAGUAAUAUUAUAAGGAGCUACAACUCUAUUUUGCAUUUAUGAAUUUGCUAGUCUUGUGUUAUGGUAAUUCAGCUUUGAUUCAGAGUUAAUCUGCACGAGCUUCUUUUGCAAGGUUUACUUUUGUAUUCUGACUGCAGUUUGAUUACUUGAAGUUUUACUCUCAUUUAUACCA
This is a messenger RNA of Solanum dulcamara, 613 nucleotides long. RefSeq lists its product as uncharacterized. The transcript has a single exon. The record is from RefSeq and is a predicted model, not a curated record. Bases 220 to 426 code for a protein of 68 amino acids. Lineage: Eukaryota; Viridiplantae; Streptophyta; Magnoliopsida; Solanales; Solanaceae.